AUGAUUGCAAUUAUCUUGUUCCUGGUGCUCACACUUUUAACAGAAAAGAGCAAUACAUACAAAUUGAGCAACAACAGAACCACUCUAAAUUAUAUGUAUGUAAGUCGAGGAAUAAAUACCCCCCAAAAGAGAGCCUGUUCCAGUUUUAUUAGCAAGCUGGUAAGUGGUAACAAAGCGUCAUGCCUUCCUGUAGGUGGGGCCAGAGCAGGUAACGCGCGACACACUGCUAGUGACUUGAGCAAUGAUGGUGACAAAAGGAGGUAUUUCAAAUCGGCCAACAGGAACAAACUCUUUUAUAACAUCACUCUUCGAACAAAUGAGGGAGAAAAAAAAAUUCAAUGCGAUGAAGAUGAGUACAUAUUAGAUGCUAGCGAAAGACAGAACGUUGAAUUGCCGUCCAGCUGUAGGGGAGGAAGCUGUUCCACUUGUGCUGCCAAGUUAAUCGAGGGGGAGGUGGACAAUGAGGACCAGAGCUACCUGGACGAAGAUCAGCUGAAGAAGAAAUAUAUUCUGUUGUGUACUUGUUACCCCAAGUCGGACUGCGUUAUUGAAACGCACAAGGAGGAUGAGCUCCACGAUAUGUGA
Messenger RNA from Plasmodium fragile, 585 nucleotides. RefSeq lists its product as uncharacterized. Gene Ontology annotation, biological process: electron transport chain. The coding region runs from base 1 to 585 and encodes 194 amino acids. NCBI's taxonomy places the organism in Eukaryota, Apicomplexa, Aconoidasida, Haemosporida, Plasmodiidae. The transcript has a single exon. The record is from RefSeq and is a predicted model, not a curated record. Gene Ontology annotation, molecular function: 2 iron, 2 sulfur cluster binding; electron transfer activity.